UUAAAACAUCGAUGCUUUUAUGACUACAUUCUUGUAGUGACUGGUUACAAGACUGGCUAUGCAGGGGACAACAGAGGCGGCUAUGGUUAUGGAACUGCAACGGAUGCUGCUGCCUACCCAUCAGGGCGUGAUCUGUAGCAGAUUAUACAGCUGCGGGCUAUGGAAGCAGGGCCCCAGCAGGGCAUUACCCGGCAGGAACCUGGGGUACCGAUGCUGAUCAUGUGGAUAACGUUGCAGGCCGUGGAGGCAGCACUGGACGUGACACUCGUACCGGUGUCGAUGCCGCAGGUGGCUAUGGCACCAGCACCGUUGGCAACUAUUGUUGAAAUUGGGCUCUGUGUUCCCUUUUCAAAUAAGGGCUCGUUUGUGUGUUUAGAGAAGUUUGGUGUGUACGUGGGAGUAUCUUCCUGCUUUGUUGCAGUGGUGAGAAUCGUUUUCUUGUCACUUAUCACUGAAUAAAAAGUGGGAAUAAUUAAGGAGAAAAUUGUGUUAUUAAUUUAAAUCUAAUUUUUGUGAUCACUACGUGAUAACUAUU
Messenger RNA from Rubroshorea leprosula, 535 nucleotides. NCBI's taxonomy places the organism in Eukaryota, Viridiplantae, Streptophyta, Magnoliopsida, Malvales, Dipterocarpaceae. The record is from the annotation of a GenBank genome assembly.